AGGAUGACAAAGAGCCCUAUCAUGAUUGUACAAUUGCUUAGCCAAUUAGAGUGUGCUCAUAUGCCACGUGGGUGCAAUUCAAUUGGACAAAAGAAUUAUCUACGUGUAAAAUCGAAAGAAAAAUACUUAAUUAGAUAUUUCUAAAAAAAAAAACGAAAAGAAAAAAAAGCAUCUUUCAUUUCAUCAUCCUCCAAAAAACGGCAAAGGCCAAGAACUCUGCAAUCCACAUUCUCUCUCCUCACACUUCUUUCUCUCUCUUCAACAUUUAAGUUCAUCUUCCAUUUGCAAAUGAUGUUAAUAGAUUCAACUAUGACUAUUCAUUUACAUUCAUCUUCCACUCUAUCUUAUUGCCGUUCAAUUUGGAGCUCUGAUGAUGUUAUGGGGGUCAAAGUUGCUGUUCCCUGGAAUAAAGUCAAGAAAUUGAGGGAAAACUUUGGUAGUUUUUUGAAUAAAAGGAAUGAGUCAAGGAAGAGCAGAAUUCAAGCAACUGGGAAGUAUUUAGGGUCAGGGUCAGAUCAUUUAGGAGAAAAUGGCAAGUCUAAGUAUCAUCCAUUUGAGGAUAUUUCGGAUUCCGAAGCAGCCGAAGCUGAAAAGGGUCAACUUGCUGCUUCUGAAACUUGUAGAACUAUCAUUGAGGUAAACAGCAAAGCAACUCUAAUGUUUUCUGGUAUGAUUAAUGAUGAAGUUCAUGAGAACAUUUUCUGGCCAGAUCUGCCUUACCUGACUGACGAACAUGGAAAUGUAUACUUCCAGGUGAAUAAUGAUGAAGACAUUAUGCAGUCCCUGACCUCGGACAACAACUAUGUGCAUGUCAUCAUUGGUCUGGAUACCAAAGAAAUAUUGAGUGAGAUGGAGUUGACAGGUCCAGCUACAAUUGAUUUUGGUAUCGAGGAAAUUGAUGAGGAAGAUAGUGAUUUUGAUGAAGAUGAAGACGAGGGUGAAGAUGACGACGACGAUGACUUUGACGGGGAUUGGGUUGAUAUUCUUGAAGUUGAAGAGGAUCAUGUUGAUUCAGAUGAGUCUUUGGGAGACUGGGCAAAACUAGAAACGAUGCGUGCUUCCCAUCCUAUGUAUUUCGCAAAAAAGAUUUCUGAGGUCACAUCUGAUAAUCCUAUAGAUUUUAUGGUUCAGCCUCCUGCAGGUCUGGCUAUACAAGGCCUUCUGAGACCUGCUUUUAUUGAAGAACGAUCUGUCAUCAAGAAGCACAAGUUGAUUCAGCCAGAUAAAGAUGCUGACAUCAACAUGGAUGAAAAAGCUGCAGAUACCAAUGUUGAAAAUGUUGGUUUGGUUAAUGGCCAUGCACAUCCAUCGGUUUCUCCUGAAGAUAAUUCUGAGUGGACUGAGGAUUUGGAUAAGGAUAAUGGGUUGUCUAAUGGGACUGCAUUCUAUAAGCUGGAGAUGAUUAAGAUUCAGCUUAUAUCAGCUUAUGGAAAUCAGACUGAAGUUGAGGUUGAAGAUUACAGGAAGGCACACUCUGAUGCAAUUGCUCAUUCAGCUUCCAAAAUUAUAUCUCGUGUAAGUGCUGCAGGAGAAAAGACCACCAAUGCUCUCAAAUCCCUGUGCUGGAGAAGCAAGGGUCUUCAAGUAGAGGAGGCAUCGCUUAUUGGUGUGGAUUCUCGUGGUUUCGACUUGAGAGUUUGCUCAGGAACGCAAGUACAAACAUUGCGUUUUGCUUUCACUUCUCAGGCCACUUCAGAAUAUAGUGCUGAAAGACAGCUUAACGAUUUAUUAUUCCCUAGAAGCAAUCAGAAGGUUCAAAAAGUAAAACAAACCCGUAGAAAAGAAAUCUGAAGUUGAAUGAUUAGUAAUUAUUCAAAAUUUACCUUUGAAUCUUCAGAUAGAUGCUGGAUGCCGCUGGUAUAUUUCUGUUUUAAGAUCGAGCUCUCAUGUACCUUAACUGAGAAGAUCUUCAUGUUGCAAAAGUAAUAUAAUUUGCUCUAUAGCUCGAGCUAUGUACAGCCCAUUUUUCUUCAACAUAUGCUUGCAAAAGUAACAGUUUUCCAGCAAGGUAGAGUUGAUGUUUUUAUGCUAACAUUGUUCAAAUUUGUCAUCAGUUGUAGACUGAUAGAGAGGAUGAGAGAGGAGAAAGUUAUCUCCUCUUGUACGAGGUCACAAGUUGUUUUUUUUUUUUUUCCCUAUCCCUCAUCUGAUUAAAGAGUCAGGGGAUGUGUGUACAUUAUCAUCUAGAUUUAAGUAGGUUCACGGCACAACAUAUGGUUCUGGAAAGCUUGUUGCAUGUAAUGUUGAUUACCGACAGUAGUUUCUGUCUGUGCAUUAGAAAGUUUUGAGAUUGUUUUUUGUAGUGUACAACUGAAAUUACAGGUUUUAGUAAUGGAGUUUGGUAGCUUUAUACGUAUUACUUCAUGUAUUUUAGAAUUUUGAUUUUCAAUGAAAAUAAUACUUUUAAAA
Messenger RNA from Chenopodium quinoa (quinoa), 2409 nucleotides. RefSeq lists its product as uncharacterized. The transcript is spliced from 11 exons. Bases 289 to 1791 code for a protein of 500 amino acids. NCBI's taxonomy places the organism in Eukaryota, Viridiplantae, Streptophyta, Magnoliopsida, Caryophyllales, Amaranthaceae. The record is from RefSeq and is a predicted model, not a curated record.